Daucus carota subsp. sativus is the source of this 2208-nucleotide messenger RNA. Its product is annotated as probable sulfate transporter 3.3. Gene Ontology annotation, molecular function: secondary active sulfate transmembrane transporter activity. Lineage: Eukaryota; Viridiplantae; Streptophyta; Magnoliopsida; Apiales; Apiaceae. Gene Ontology annotation, cellular component: plasma membrane. The coding region runs from base 104 to 2044 and encodes 646 amino acids. The transcript has 13 exons. Gene Ontology annotation, biological process: transmembrane transport. The record is from RefSeq and is a predicted model, not a curated record.
UAUUCCACAAACACUACAAGAAAAACGGUCAUUUCUUUCGUUUCGUCUUUAUAAACGGUGAUCACAGACGUUCACUCGAAUAGUAACCCCCUUGGCUUCUAAAAUGGAAGUCCCAAAUAGCAAAAACAAGACUAUGAUAAGUGUGGAGAUAGGCAUGGAGGUGCACAAAGUGGAAGCACCACCUCAUAUAAGUAGCUUGAAAAAGCUAAAGACAAGGCUCAAAGAAACCUUCUUUCCUGAUGACCCUCUUCGACAAUUUAAGGGCCAGUCUGCGAAAAAGAAGUGGAUUCUUGGAGCUCAGUAUGCUUUGCCCAUACUCAAAUGGGGACCUGAGUAUAGUCUCAAAAGUUUCAAAUCAGAUAUUGUUGCUGGCCUCACUAUUGCUAGCUUAGCCAUCCCUCAGGGAAUAAGUUAUGCAAAGCUUGCUAAUCUGCCUCCCAUUGUUGGUCUAUAUUCAAGUUUUGUGCCACCACUAAUAUAUGCUGUCCUGGGGAGCUCAAGAGAUCUUGCAGUAGGGCCAGUUUCUAUAGCUUCACUUGUCAUGGGAUCAAUGCUUAGACAACAAGUGAAUCCUGUCACAGAGCAAGUUCUGUUUCUUCAGUUAGCAUUCACAUCAACUUUCUUUGCUGGUCUCUUCCAAGCUUCCUUGGGAUUCUUAAGGCUUGGAUUUAUAAUAGACUUUCUCUCAAAGGCCACACUUAUCGGAUUCAUGGCCGGAGCUGCCAUAAUAGUGUCUCUCCAGCAGCUCAAAGGGCUUCUUGGGAUCACUCAUUUUACCAAAAAGAUGGGUUUGGUUCCCGUUAUAUCUUCUGUUUUCCGUGAAACAAACGAGUGGUCGUGGCAAACCAUACUGAUGGGCUUUUGUUUCUUGGUGUUCCUUCUAGUAACCAGACACAUUAGUAUAAAAAAGCCAAAAUUAUUUUGGAUUUCUGCUGGAGCACCUCUUUUAUCAGUUAUCCUCUCCACCCUCUUUGUUUUUGCUUUCAAAGCUCAAGAUCAUGGUGUCAGUGUUAUUGGAAAAUUGGAAAAAGGAUUAAACCCGCUUUCGUGGAACAUGCUGCAAUUUCAUGGAAGCCACCUUGGUUUGGUGAUAAAAACUGGUCUCAUCACUGGGAUUCUUUCUCUUACAGAAGGUAUCGCGGUUGGAAGAACAUUUGCAGCUCUAAAGAACUAUCAGGUUGAUGGUAACAAGGAGAUGAUUGCAAUUGGCCUUAUGAAUGUGGUUGGCUCUACUACUUCGUGCUAUGUUACAACAGGGGCAUUCUCUAGAUCAGCAGUUAAUCACAAUGCUGGAGCGAAAUCUGCAGUCUCAAACAUAGUUAUGUCAGUUACAGUUAUGGUGACGCUCCUCUUUUUGAUGCCAUUGUUCCGCUACACACCAAAUGUUGUGUUGGGGGCGAUCAUAGUCACUGCAGUCAUCGGUCUUAUUGAUCUUCCAGCUGCAUAUCAAAUUUGGAAGAUUGAUAAAUUUGAUUUUAUCGUGAUGCUAUGUGCAUUUUUAGGCGUAAUCCUUAUCUCUGUUCAAGAAGGAUUAGCAAUUGCUGUAGGAAUAUCUGUAUUAAAGGUGCUCUUGCAGAUCACAAGACCUAAAAUAGUGAUGCUAGGCAACAUUCCGGGUUCAGAUAUUUUCCGCAACAUACACCAGUACAAAGAAGCAGCCAAAAUCCCUGGAUUCCUGAUUUUGAGCAUUGAAGCUCCGAUUAACUUUGCCAACAUCACCUAUCUAAAUGAUAGGAUCUCGCGGUGGAUUGAAGAUUGUGAAGCAGAGGAUAAAACUCAAAAACAAUGUGCACUGCAGUUUGUAAUACUAGAUUUGUCAGCUGUAAGUGCCAUUGAUACUAGUGGAGUCUCGUUCUUCAAGGAUAUAAGGAGAGUAUUGGACAAGAAAAGCCUCGAGCUUGUGUUAGUGAAUCCAAUUGGCGAGGUGAUGGAGAAAUUGCUGCGAUCCGAUGAUGCCAAUGACCUAAUGAGACCAGAUACUCUAUUCUUGACUGUGGGUGAGGCAGUGACGAUGCUUAUGUCCACAAUGAAACAUCAUGUCUAAUAGACUAGCUUUUGAACCUGUCAUACGAUCUGUUUUUCUGCGUAAUUUAAUGGAAAUGCGAUCUGAUAUACAAGUUCUGUAUGUGCAUUUCAUUAGCAUUAAGUUCGUGGUGUUACGUUAACGUACUGAACUAGAUUGCCUUGCAAGAAAGGAGCCUCAAUAUA